AGUUGCUAGAGAGUUGUUGUAUUUUUCCCGCGGACGAACUGAAGAGUCACGAUUGAUAACAUCACCUUGGCGUCGAUAUAAGCGUGUAAAUGCCACGCGGUGUCCUCUGAUAGGCCGCCGGAUCUAUCCGCAGAAGCUCCUGAGAACUUGAGAAGUUGAUCGCUUGACAUCACUCGACAUGCUCUCGCACAGUUUGCUCGUUAACACUGGGAAUAUACUCUCCCUGAGCGAGGCGAGGCUAAAAGCCAGUCAAAAUUCCACGGAUGAGUUGAUCGAGACCCUGAAGAUCGUUCUGAACGAUGAAAGAAGCAAGGGGAACGACACGACAAUUAUCAAUGGAAAGAGGGACACGAGUCUACAGGACGUGGAUAGAAAAGACUUGAAGGUCACGGUAAAAGUAUUUAUCUCGUCACCUGAUGUCGACUCGUUGAAGGAAGCGUUGGACCAAGCACUCGAAGCGCUAUGUACGGGCACCAUAGAGUCCUUAGUGAUAGCUUACAAAAGCGCCGAAGGUCCUGAAGAUAUAUUGUCAUCCCUGAAAAAGAUAUGGUCCGUGGUUGAAGAAUAUGUAAAAGCUGAUAAAUUGUCCAGCGUUGGAUUGAGCGACAUUAAUACAAACACUUUCAUCGAAUUGUUCCAAUGGGCUGACGUGAAACCAAACAUUGUACAGAUCAAUCUAGCCACGUGCUGCGUGGUGCCCCCCGUCCUGCAGGAAUUCACUAAAGAAAACGACAUUCAACUGUUGACGCACAGCGAUCCCAGUCAAAUUCUCCCUCAAGAUGUGUUGGAGAAAAUAUUUGGCUCUACCGCCUAUUUGCACUGGCUGAUAAGAUACCAAAUUCACCUCAAAUGCCGUGGAAUUUUAUCGUCGAAAGGAUACUUACUGCGCAUUAAUAAGUCAAAUGUUAAACCUUAACGUUAUAGUAGCACCUCUAAAGAUUAUUUCUAUUUGUUGCAAUACGAAUUAACGGAAUUAAUAUGCAAUAUGUUUUAUACUAAACAUAUUAACACGGAAAGCUUGAUACUUAAUUUUUGUGAUCAUGAGCAUUUUGGAUCCUUGUAUAUAAUUAUUAUACAUAAGCUUUUAUAGUACAACAUUGUGUUUUACUUAUCUAUUAGCUCUGAAUUUUUGUAUAAAUUUUUAUAGUAUGACGUAGACAUGCAUUUUUCUCUUAAUCGUUACAUUAGGUGAUUAACUAUUGUAAGCUAUUUGAGAAAUAAAUCAUUGCAUUUUCUUGAGAGAAA
This is a messenger RNA of Temnothorax curvispinosus, 1245 nucleotides long. RefSeq names its product glutamate--cysteine ligase regulatory subunit (gene Gclm). The transcript is spliced from 6 exons. Gene Ontology annotation, molecular function: enzyme regulator activity; glutamate-cysteine ligase catalytic subunit binding. Gene Ontology annotation, biological process: glutathione biosynthetic process. The record is from RefSeq and is a predicted model, not a curated record. NCBI's taxonomy places the organism in Eukaryota, Metazoa, Arthropoda, Insecta, Hymenoptera, Formicidae. The coding region runs from base 179 to 916 and encodes 245 amino acids. Gene Ontology annotation, cellular component: glutamate-cysteine ligase complex.